AUUAAAGCUUCCUUCGUCGCUCCUUUGCCAUCAAUCCUACCCCACGUAUCUCUCUCUCUCUUACUUCCCUCUCCCUCCUCCCUCUUCUCUACCUCUCCUUUCCUUCGUCUCCUCCUUAUAGUCCAUCGUCUUGUCUUCAGUACACCAUGGCCACCGCAACUGUGACAGCGCUCGAGAAGCCCAACAUCGGUGUUUACACCAACACCAACCAUGAUUUGUGGGUUGCGGAAUCCAAGCCAUCGCUGGAGGAUGUCAAGAGCGGAGCAGGCCUGCAGCCUGGGGAGGUCACGAUCCAGGUCCGCAGCACCGGAAUUUGCGGAUCCGACGUGCACUUCUGGCACGCAGGCUGCAUCGGCCCGAUGAUCGUGACGGGCGACCACAUCCUCGGCCACGAAUCCGCGGGACAGGUCGUCGCCGUCGCACCGGACGUCACCUCCCUGAAGCCCGGUGACCGGGUGGCGAUCGAGCCCAACAUCAUCUGCAAUGCGUGCGAGCCGUGCCUGACGGGCCGGUACAACGGAUGCGAGCGCGUCCAGUUCCUGUCCACGCCGCCGGUGGACGGGCUGCUGCGGCGCUACGUCAACCACCCAGCGAUCUGGUGCCACAAGAUCGGCGACGAGAUGAGCUACGAGGACGGAGCGCUGCUGGAGCCGCUCAGCGUGUCGCUGGCGGCGAUCGAGCGCAGCGGCCUGCGGCUCGGCGACCCGUGCCUGAUCACGGGCGCGGGCCCCAUCGGGCUGAUCACGUUGCUGAGUGCGCACGCCGCGGGCGCCACGCCCAUCGUGAUCACGGACAUCGACGAGAGCCGGCUGCAGUUCGCGCAGUCGCUGGUGCCGGGGGUGCGCACGUACAAGGUGCAGAUGGGCAAGUCGGCCGAGGAGAACGCGGAGGGCAUCGUGCUGACGUUCAACGACGGCGACGCGGCGCAGGCGGCGAGCCCGAUGGCGCUGCGGCCGCGCAUCGCGCUCGAGUGCACCGGCGUCGAGAGCAGCGUCGCCUCCGCCAUCUGGAGCGUCAAGUUCGGCGGCAAGGUCUUCGUCAUCGGCGUCGGCAAGAACGAGAUGACCAUCCCCUUCAUGCGCCUCAGCACCCAGGAGAUCGACCUCCAGUACCAGUACCGCUACUGCAACACCUGGCCCCGCGCCAUCCGCCUCGUCCGCAACGGCAUCAUCAACCUCCAGAAGCUCGUCACCCACCGCUUCGCCUUGGAGGAUGCCCUCAAGGCCUUCGAGACCGCCGCUAACCCCAAGACCGGCGCCAUCAAGGUCCAGAUCAUGAGCUCCGACGAGGAUGUCAAGGCUGCUUCCGCUGGUCAGAAGUUUUAGAAUUGAUGUGUGAUGAAAAAUGUUUCUUUGGUUAUAACUCUGUACUUUCUUUCUGUUUUGUUCAUUAGAG
This is a messenger RNA of Aspergillus homomorphus CBS 101889, 1395 nucleotides long. Its product is annotated as NAD(P)-dependent alcohol dehydrogenase. The coding region runs from base 147 to 1325 and encodes 392 amino acids. The record is from RefSeq and is a predicted model, not a curated record. Gene Ontology annotation, molecular function: L-iditol 2-dehydrogenase (NAD+) activity; zinc ion binding. The transcript has 2 exons. NCBI's taxonomy places the organism in Eukaryota, Fungi, Ascomycota, Eurotiomycetes, Eurotiales, Aspergillaceae. Gene Ontology annotation, biological process: D-sorbitol catabolic process.